Molecule: messenger RNA, 3681 nt
Organism: Adineta ricciae
Lineage: Eukaryota; Metazoa; Rotifera; Eurotatoria; Adinetida; Adinetidae
Source: the annotation of a GenBank genome assembly
AUGAAUCGUAUGACAAAAUCAUUUCAAGACGAAAUUAUUCUCAAUAACAAAACGAAUGACAAUGAAGAACUAACAUCGACGAGUGAUGAAAUCAAUCCUGAAGAUCCUGUCACAGAAGUUUUAUUUCUUCUCACACAACUUCAGACAUCGAUUGAUCAUUGUUUAAACGUAUAUCGAAGAAGCCUUUUUCAAUUUCUCUUAAUGCAUAAAGCAGAUUUACGCGGGAUUUUAUUCUCGAAUAUUCCGUUAACAAAAGAACGAAUUAAUUCUCAUGCGAGAAAAUUAUCGAAAAUCUUUCAUCCUGAUAGAACAACAAAUGAAACGGAUAAAAAUGAUUUUCGGGAAAUCUUUCAGUGCAUUAUCAGUUGCAAAGACGAUCUAUUAAAUGAAUUAACACAAAAUGGAACAAUUUGCGACAAAGAACUGGUUCGAAGAUACAAAACCGAAGGGCUAAAAUUAUGGGAAAUCGCUCGAGAUUACAGUCGAGCAAGAAAUAACAAUUGGAAAGACUGUGUUCACUUGAAUGAAGAUCAAUUAAAAAAUCACACAGAAGCUGAAUUAAAAAAACUUCAAAAAACCUAUUCUCUAUUAGCAUAUGAACAAUAUCGUGCAGCUGCAUUGGCACUUGCAAUGGGAGGUUCAGUAGAAGAUCGGAGCGAUUUGAGACGAAUGAUGGCUAUUACACUUUAUACCGGUGAAGAGUAUUUACAAGCACAAAUGUAUACAAUUGCUGCUAUGCAUAUAAUAUUCAAUGGAACUAAUAGUCCGGAAAGUAUAUCGAAAAUAGGUGAUUUACAAAAACUAUUAGGAAAAAUCCAAAAUAUUCAUCAACAACCUACGGCAACAUCAAAUACCGAAUUAUCAUCUUCAACUCAGCUUGUUUCCCUAUCCAAUCAACAAUCGUCUUCAGUUAUGCUAAAAGCGCAAAUCAAAAACGAACUAAAAUCUGUUGUACUUCAACAAUGUUUAGUUCGAGGCGAAGAAAAACAAAUUAAAACACCACAAGAAUUAAUCUUAGCUGCCAAAACCAAAGUCGCUCAAUACGACACUCUAACAGCUACAAUGUGCGGAGCAACUACUCUCGCUGGUGUAGCUACAGGCGCUCAAGUGUAUCAAACCAUAUCAACGGGACUUUUGUUAGGCUCAACAGUUGGACCAGUUGGAGCGGUUCUUGGAAUUACUGGAGGAUUAGUCAUCAUUGCUGGUGGAGCUCUAUUAACGAAAAAAUCUUAUGAUAGUGCUCGGAAUCUUUCGGAAGAGCCAGCAAUACGUAGUGUGCUUAAUGAACGAUUGCCGAAAGCCAUGGAUUAUUGUAAACACCAAAUGUAUAGUGAAUUUUUAUAUCUAUUAGCUUUGCCAUACUGGGAGAAAUCACAUCUGCUAAGAAUCGAAGUUCAUGAAGAUUCGAUUGAAAUCAAAAUUGAUUCUCAACAUAUCAUCAAACAAUUAUUAAAACAUGAAUUUCGUCCGGAUGGAAUUGCUUAUCUAUUAAUCUUAAUUGGUGAAGCAUUACUCAAUAAACCAAAAUUAACCGCACCGGAAUCCAAGGAUAAAAACGCGAGUCUACGUCAACCAACCCAAUCGACAUUUCAUGAAUUAGCAUCGAUUUUAUUUCGUGAUGUUUUUAAGAAAAGUUUGCCAUUACAAGACAAGGCUAAACAAUUAGAUGCUCAAGUACAGAAAAAGCAUUUAGACAACUUAACUUUAAACAAACUUCAAUAUUUUUGGCGUUCGAUGGUCUCAUCAAAAUACUCCUCUUAUGUUUAUUCCAUCCCGGAAGAAUAUUUCAAAGAUGCAUUGAAAACUCCAUUUACAACUCGGUUAGACGAACUAGGUGAUAUCGCUCGUUUGAAUUACGCAAUUACACAAAUCAUCAUCGGUGGAGUCGACAAUCUGGAUGAAAGCCAAGAAACGAUUUUAGAAAUCAAACGAAAGAAGAUUGUGACAGAAAAUAAUCAAUUUUUCCAAGUAUCACAAUUGACAAUGCAAGCUAUCGAUGAUUUGAUAAUGGCAUUUGGUUUAACACCAAAACCAUUGGUUGAUCAGAAUCUUUUAGCAUUGGAAAAUAAAUUUCUUUCACAAAUCUUUUAUUCAUUUAAUCAAUUGAAUUUUCGUUUCAACAAUCUCAUUCAACGCAUUCCAUUACAUGUCGAUUUGCAAACUUUUCCACGCUCAAUACAUCAACGUUUUUGUGAAGCAAUGUUACAUGAUUCUGAGAUGAAGAAAUACAUUUAUUCAUUGCAUUUAUCCAACAAAGAUACCGGUAUUUGUAUUCGAUCAUUUUUCAGAAUGUUUUCGUUGAACGACUUUCCACAUUUACAAUCGUUAACUUUAACCGACAUAAAUUCAACGAAUAUGGAUCAAUUAGUGCCAAUGCUGACGUAUAUACCUUCAUUGAAAUGUUUCCAUCUGAACAAUCCCAAAUUUGAUCCCAGUGAGAUCAUUUCUUCAUUAUAUUGUUCCGAAAUACGAACAUUAACACUCCCUCAAUUACCUAAGAAUUUAACAUUGUUACGCCGCUUUUCGUCCUUGAAAAGUUUGACUAUUGAUAGCUGCAGUAUAUAUCAAUUACUUCAGGUACUGAAUGAUUUAUCUACUUUAGAAUAUCUUCAAAUCAAUUACUUAUCGACAAAUGCUGGAACAUCUGACAGAGUAAACUUUAAAUUUACUCAUUGUCUUCGACAUUUGGUUAUCAACCAUACUGAUUAUGGAUUUGGGGAUAUUGAAAUGAUAAUACGUCAUACACCAAAUUUAAAUCUUUUUACAUUAUUUGCUUCUUUCCGCUAUGAUCAAAUGAAUGUUCAGAAAUGGAAACAUUCGUUACGCAUUUACUUAUCUCAUUUGAAGGUUUUCAAGUUUUGUUAUCAAUAUAACUACAAAAGAGACCACAGAGAUCGGGCGAAAGAAACAUUAAGGGUGCUUCAAAACGAUUUUCAGGACGACUUCAAUAAUGGGUUAAUUGAAUAUGUCUUAUCACAGGACACAGUAAUGAUCUAUACCGUACCAUAUGCAUUUUCGACAUUCCAAUUACACUUGGAUAUGGGGCGAUAUCGUAAUACAGCACUAGAUGACGGAAAUACAUUUAGUAAUGUAAGAAAAUUAACGAUUCAUGGGACUCCAUAUAAAAUGAAUAAUCAUUUCUAUUUUUUUUAUAAUGAUCAAUCACCAGAAUGGUCUCCAUAUCGAGAAAAUAUGUUCAACUGUCUUACAAUGACCAGCAAUUUCUCUCAUGUCAAACAUUUAGAUGCUUCACAUGUUUUCAAUUUUGAAAAUCCGUCAAUAUUCUUAGAAAUACUGAAAAAUACUCCAGAAUUAUCUUCAUUAACUAUCUCCUUUAAAAUGCUUCGAUUAUCGCUUGAUAAUGACGAAUUAUGUCAAUCUCUGAAACGAAUGAUUCAUCAGUUAUGUAUUACGAAUUCAUGGUCUUUCUCGUAUGACAGCAUGUAUGAAAAGUUUUGUAAUGUAUUUUCAAAUAUUGAACAACUGACAUGUUCUGUUGAGAAGGAAUGUCAAAUGAUGCAUCUAUUAACUAGUUUACCGAGAUUAAUAUGUGCAGAUUUCACUGUAACUAAAUGCGAUGGAGACGAUAGAACAUCGUGGUCAAAUACUCGCUUAAGUGAAUUAGGCAUGGAGUAUCUUGUUCAUAACUUAAGUUAUACGCAUUCAUGUUAUUCUNCUUAA